GGAAAAAAGAAAGCUAUUGCGGGGAGUUUGAGAGGAAAUGCGGAAGCCCGAGAAAUCUGGCGGAGAAAGAAAAUCGGAGAGCGGGUACGAAAGAGUAUGCAACUAAGAGAUCUAAGGGACAAGUACAUGUAUCCCAAGGACUACGCAUCACGCAUCACGCAUCACACCCUAGACUGAUCAGAAGCAUGGAUGAUCAUCAUUUGUACUACCUGCAGCAACCUGAACAGGAAACACACACAGUCUGUACAUAUGAAGCACUGCAAAUGCCAGCGACGGCGAGCGUCAAUGCCGAUGAUGCCCAGAUGUGGCUUAGCGUGUCAGUUGCUGCUAUCGAUACCGUCUUUUGGCGCGGCCAAUUCGCCUUUUUUUUUUUGCUGUUCGUCGUCGUGUUCACUGCCAUCGCCACUGCUGGGUUCUGGAUUCCUAGACUAUCAUUUUUAUCACUUGCUUUCUGUCACUGUUUGGGCACCAAAGCACAGCACUUGUCUUGCUGUACCCUCUGGUAAUUCAGCGUUGAUCGCCUGCGUCACUCGAUAUGCAGUAGCCCGAUCCGACUCAGACACCCUCCACGAUUUACCAGAAAUAAAAGCUAUCAUAAACGUCGAACGAAUUCAAUUCUUUUCUGCC
Molecule: messenger RNA, 627 nt
Organism: Aspergillus wentii DTO 134E9
Lineage: Eukaryota; Fungi; Ascomycota; Eurotiomycetes; Eurotiales; Aspergillaceae
Exons: 1
Coding region: 186-506 (106 amino acids)
Source: RefSeq, a predicted model, not a curated record